Parnassius mnemosyne (clouded apollo) is the source of this 2918-nucleotide messenger RNA. NCBI's taxonomy places the organism in Eukaryota, Metazoa, Arthropoda, Insecta, Lepidoptera, Papilionidae. The record is from the annotation of a GenBank genome assembly.
UGUGCUAUUUAACGUGAUAAACUAUUCGCCACCCAGUAUACUAAAUAUUAUCUACAGGUAAUAUUACGCAAUAAAAAAAAAAGAUAAAUCUUUGUCAAUUUAUGGCAUUUGUGAAUCUGAUUUGAAAAAAUAUUAAGUCGGAUGAACUAUCUACAUUCUUAUUUAAGUUUAUUUGGAACUUACACUUGUUCGGUUUUUAUUAUUAUUUGGAGUUGUUGUCAGUAAGAUGCUGCUGCCCAACUGCCCAACUGCGAGAACGGAUGUGUUGCGUCAAGCUAUGGAGUACUUUAUCUCCUUCUCUGACGCUCCCACCGGUAGCAAAGCUCGCCCAUGGAUUAACUCUGAAUGCGCCCAAGCUGAAAAGCGCAAGCAUAUAGCUUACCUAUCCUGGGUUGACGCUCGAAACCGCAAAACUCUGGAUAUUAGCUCCAAGAAGAGAACUUUCGACCAGACCGCCAAGUCCUACAAAAAAGCAUUACGAAAAGCUAGUCUCAAUCGCAUUAAACAUAUUGGCGCAAAACUCUCUGCUAGACCAUCCGGCACGCGCGGCACGCGCGAUGAGUAGCGUGCUGUUAGAUAAAAUUUGUAUAACACGUCCGCCCACAACAGCGUGCACGGGAGACCCCCCCUAUAUAUAAUGUACUCUGUGCGCGCGGCUAACAGGCAGCCGGGUGCUAGCGCCACUGCUAGAAAUAGUUUCCGCGCUGGCCGACGCCGAGCGCUAUCGCGCGAUAUUUAUAUUUCAUAGCGCCACAGCGCCUACUUGUAUAGCACGCGUUGUGCGCUAUGGAAAGAUAGCGCGCUAUAAUAUGACGCUAUGUGCUAUAUUAAUUUACUAGUAGAUUCUACCGAAGUACCGAAUAGUGAUGGGCAAGUGAAACAAAUAUAUCGAUAUAUAUCGAAUCGAUGUGUUUAAAAAGUAUCGAUAUAUAUCGCGUGAUAAAUAUCGAUGUAUCGUCAUAAUUUGCAUGAUGUAAACAAAAGGUACAAAAUUUUAUAUUACUGCUGGUUGGACGACGAAAAAAAGAACGAACCACAAAUUAAUACUUUUAUACUUCCUUUUGUUUUUUUAUAGGAGAGGGGGCAAACGAGCAUGCGGCUCACCUGAUGGUAAGUGACUACCGCCGCCCACGAACAGCUGCAACAACAGGGAGGGAAACGCAGGUGCGUAGCCGGCCUGUUGUUACAUGUUUUGUCAUUAAUACAAUAUUUUAAAAAUUUGUACGAAAUUGAUACGAAUUCUUAAUUCUAAAAUAAAUAUCGAAAUAUCGCGAUUCAAAAUAUCGACGAUAUAUAUAUAUUUUGCCCAAGCCUAGUACCGAAUGUCAAUCCCUGGUCUAGAAUCUACUAGUUAGUCUGUGGCCUUAUGGCCUGGUCUACCCAUGAAGUUAUAGAUAAAGAUGGAGGCCACACUUGGAACAACAGCUUGAGUCAAAUACCUACGUAUCUUUAUCUCACUCUCUGUGGUCUGACUUCUCUUUUUAGUGUGGAACACAAUAUUGCUAUGUUUUUAUUUGUAUCUCCCGGUAAAUUCUUAGAAAUAAUUUCCACACUAACUAAAUCAGAAGUUAAGCUUUGUAAAAUAAUGUACCAAUUAAUAAAUAGUUGAUCUACGAUUAGUUACAUUAAAAAUUCCAAAAUUGAAGGUCCCCUAUGCAUUAUUGGGUUCACGAAUCAGUGAAUUACAAUCCCAUUUCCUAAAGGUUUGGUAAUGUGGCAACAUUUGCCCUAUAUGUCAACAUAAAUUAGACAAAUAUGGCGGUUGUUUACUUAGCAGUUAACAGCGUCGUUUGAGAUAUUGUUAUAAUUCAAGAAACGGUGCAAACUUGUGUAGUACGUGGUUGCGGCAGUAGUUGGUGUCCAGGAGGUGAUAUAAGAUUUCACACGUAAGUGUUUAAAUAGUGACUUCUGACAUUGAAUACUUGUAAACAUACUUUUUGUAUUUUCACUUAAUUUUUUGCUGAAACGUUUUAUCAGUGUUUUAAACAUAUUAGUAAAUAAUUUUGUCAAAAUCAAAUAGUUUUACAUUGAAUUUAAUUAAGUUUGAACAAUUUUAUUGUUUUUGUUUAAAAGAAAUCGCAUUGAAGUAGUGUGACCAUAUUGACGAUGUAUCUGAGACUUUCCGUGUGAACUUAACUAAUUAUAUGUACAUGUUUCUUAUUAUGUUACCGGAAAUGCAUGAAAUUUAGGAAUUAUGUACACUUCCUAUAUAUUCUAUAUAAUGACGGAUUUCGUAGAUUUCAUAAUAUUAAAUUAAAAAUUAGAAACAUAAUAUAUUCUUUUGGUAGACAAUUUAUUUUUAUUUAGUUUUUGUUUCUCAUUAUUCUGAUACUUUAAUAACGUUUAUAAUAAUUAUGUACUUAGAAAUGUAGUAGUUUAUAUGUAUGAUAUAAAGCAACAUUUUGUAAAAUAUGUUAUUAUUUGCAGACAACAAGUGCAUUACAUGAAGAGUCUAUUGUGCAAAUAGCUGCUCUGGCUGUACCAAGUACUAGUUCUGGCAUUUAUGAAAGUAGUUCUGCACUUAAGGAAACAGAAGUGAAAUGUACUGGCUGUAAUAUUGAAGACCAAACUAGUAAAAAACAAUGUCGAAUAAUUCUUGAAAAUUUAUGCAAUCUUAACAAAUUACCUGUCAGCAGUGAAUACGACGAUCCCGCGAAGAUUGAUAGGGGCGUGCAAGUGAAAAUAAAGUGUACUAAAGAAGAAAUACUUGAGACGAAAACUAAGAUUCUUAAGUAAAAAGUAGCGCGCCAUGCUAAAAACUUCAGGAUAGGUCUUUAAUGGACACUAUUAAAAAGUAUAUGGGUCAGUCAGAAAUUGAAAAUAUUAUUCAAGGGCGCUUUGUCAUAUCUGUAAGGACUUAAAAAGCCACAGAGUAAUCCACAUGGUGUGAAAAAUUUCAAUAAAUAAUUUUAAUGUGG